AUGUUCCAACAAGUGGUAUUAGAGCUAUGUUUCAACAAGUGGUAUCAGAAUAAUAUUCCAACAAAAUUGCCCAAAUUUUUCAAUAGAGAAGUUUACGAUAUAGUGGAUGGUGGUGGUGGGUCGAAGGCAAUAGGUCCCACGGGGUUAGUUUUGGCCUUGGCUCCAUCAAAUAGGACAGAGGGUGAAAAGGUGGAGGUGGAGGCGGUGUUUGAUAGUGGGUGGAGUGCGGCGCCGGAGGAUAGGUUGUUUUCGUAUUUUGAGGACUUGGGUCAAAAGGAAAUUGGUGGCAGUACGAAUAAGGAAUUCAAGAAGGGGCCGACAAAGACGACGAAUUUACCUGCUCCAAUUCCAAUUUCAGGCACGACACACGAGAAACAACUAACUUCAAACCCCGAACCAGGAACUACUCAAGAAGGAUGGAAGAGAAAACGAUUUGCCAUGGAUGAAGAGGAAGAAACAACAAAUGUGUUGCAUCAAGUAAUUGAUGCGUUGGAAAAGAAUGGCAAAUUGCUGAGCUCUCAACUUGAAGCUCAGAACACCAACUUUCAGUUAGACAGAGAACAGUAG
This is a messenger RNA of Ilex paraguariensis (yerba mate), 567 nucleotides long. NCBI's taxonomy places the organism in Eukaryota, Viridiplantae, Streptophyta, Magnoliopsida, Aquifoliales, Aquifoliaceae. The record is from the annotation of a GenBank genome assembly.